Uranotaenia lowii is the source of this 3573-nucleotide messenger RNA. RefSeq lists its product as uncharacterized. The transcript is spliced from 6 exons. Gene Ontology annotation, cellular component: cytoplasm. Gene Ontology annotation, molecular function: protein binding. NCBI's taxonomy places the organism in Eukaryota, Metazoa, Arthropoda, Insecta, Diptera, Culicidae. The record is from RefSeq and is a predicted model, not a curated record. Bases 217 to 3555 code for a protein of 1112 amino acids. Gene Ontology annotation, biological process: chromatin remodeling.
CAGCUGAUCGCCAACCUCUCCGAAGAGUUCAAGCUAGGCGUGGUGCGUGGUCUUACGCUGGUCACCCAAAACGUACAAUCGGAGCUGAUCGAACAGAUCUACGUCAGGGAUAAUUUGAAUUUGAUCUCGCAGGUUCUCUUUGUCUGCGUUAGUGUCCUAGCGAAUGAGCGCUACCGGAAACUGCGUUUCGCUGCCAUCGAAUGCAUUUUGAGUACAAUGCAGAUCCACGAUGGGUUCGAUUCUGACGAUCCCGUAUUACGCUGUCAGGUGGCUGAGUUGCUGUUUAUAGUUUUACCCAAGCUUCUGUCGGCACUGAUCCAGGUCAUCAACGGAGAUGAAAAGCAAGGUCGGGCAUUGCUAUGCUUGGCCAUUAAAACCUUGGGUCGAGUUUUGUGUUUGAUAUUCGAGGAUUAUGAUCGGCAAGAUGCGAACGAAGAUGCUAGUACAGAAGAUUUCUUGCGACUUUGCCGGGAAUCUAAUACAGAUGGGUCAGGCGAUACCGAUAAUAUCCUUGGAAUGGGUCUCAAGAACCCCAAAGCUAGGGAGGACUAUUUCAACAGCACUAAACGAAACCAACAAUGGUUGCUAGAGGCGGAGAAAAAGGUGGCCAAAGUAUUGGAAACUAUUUAUCAUUUACGAGGCGCAGAGGAAGAAUUGGUGAGGCUGCAAUACGCACGAAUGAAUAUCGAACUGUACGAAAAGUGUGUUCGAAAUAUGCCCACAUGUUCGGUCACGUUCUUAGAAUCGCUUUUGGCUCUUAGUCAGGACGACUGUUCUAAGGUGAGUACGUCAGCCAGAGCUGUUUUCGAAAAUUCUGAUUCAAGCACCAACAUUCCACGGCUUGGUUUAACGCGAAUGGACGAAUUGUUAUUUGUUGGCUUAAAAGCUGCUCCCAGAACAAUAUAUAGGGGUGUCGAAUCCGAACAGAUUUCUCAUUUCCGUCUGCUGGCUGGGUACCUGAGCUUCUUAACCGAUCGACAGCUAGUAGUUUUGUUAUCCGAUCAAGAAGUUUUGAAUCAGUUGAUAAUGGUACUGGUUGCAGGAGUGGAGUUAGACCAUCCUGAAGAGUUGAUCCGUAGAGAGUAUGUUUCUUAUCGUUUCGAUUAUGUGAAGAAAGUUGAAAACAUUAACGAAAGUCUAGAGUCUCGAUGGUUUGUUUUGAAAAAUUUUCACAGUUCCUCGACUGCACAGAAAAGUUUCCUCCGAAUAAUUCAGAAUUGCCAGAACAGACCGGAAACCCUAGCAGUUGUAUUAAACUAUAUAAUGGAAGACUUGUUUAGCACUCGUUUAAAUACAAAUGGAUAUUUGUAUUUGUUAUCUGAGAUGAUUCCAAAAAAUUGUGCUAACGAAUCACUUUUGGGCAUUUUUCGAUCAGUAUUGGAAGAAAUUCUUCAGUCCUACCACUGGGAUUUAGAGUUGGAAGAAUUAGCCGAAAGUGUGAACGAUUUAAAAUUCAAUUGCUUACAUAUUUGCUUAUGCUUGAGAAUAGUCAGCCGCCUAGGAAAUCUUUUUCGAUGGGACUACCGAUGGCAACUGUACGAUGUUUUGAAGUACACACUUCCUUUAACCAGAACUACUUUACAUAGCAUCAGCCAAGCAGCAGAACAGACGUUGGCUUCAAUUGCUAAUGAUUUGAAAUUAGAAUCGAUUCAGCAGCUGAUAUUCGAGCAUCUAGAUUAUAUUUCACAGCAUACAAACCGUUGCCUAAAACGUUCGGAAUCAUUUUCAAGCGGAGUACGCCUUCUAGAAGCAGUCCUCCGAUUCGUUCCUUAUGAAUCAUCGGCUGUGUUAGAGUCUACUAUCAGUCCAAUAGUAAUGAAUAUUUUAGACGACCAUGAUCAACGAGCUGGGGACGGGAGAAUUCUCUGUCUUCGAGUGUUGCAAAUUUUUAUACGUGCCAUUCGAUAUCGCUUUCGACGAGAAGCGUCCUCAGAACAACAACUCGAUGAAGAAGAGUCCAAAGCACGAGAAAAACUACAACAACGGAUAGCUCAACUAAAGGAAGAAUUGACUAAUAAGCUACCCCCAGAAGGAGCUACCAUAGAAGAAAUCUAUUCAGUGCACCGAAACACGUACAAACGCCUUAAAAUCUGUCCAUUUGGACCGAUCUCCUCUCAAUCGACGAUCGUUGAUGAUUCGGAAGAAUUUCCGGAACCAGAAGAUCCGUUGCGAAAACUCGACGAUUAUGUAGAACCGAGAAAGGAAUCGUUUCUGGAACAGUACAAACGUCAGUGUCAAAUUUAUGGCGUGACUCCGAUCGGCGUGGUCUGUGAGGUUUUGAGUGUGGUUGAGCAGGAUCCGAGUACACCUGUUGAAGUGGAUCUGAACCGUUACGGUAGCAGUAAUCUGCAGGUUCACAUAGCCCUCGACGUAUUGGCUAGUGCUUGUCCAAAUGUACUGGAAUACCUCAACCUUAGCUUCAACCUCCUGAUGAGCGAAACGGUUGCAUGCGCUUUGUCCAAUAUGCUACAGGUUGCUCAGAAAAUCACUAUAUUGGAUUUGUCUCACUCCACAUUGAAUGAUAAAGCGGUGAGCCAGAUUGCAGAAGCCAUCUCAACUUCGAACAUUCAAAAGAUGGUGCUCAAAAAUUGCUACAUUAGUGAUUCAGCUGGGGCAGAACUGUUUCGAAAACUGGUUUCUUGUGAAGGUCUUGAAGAAUUGGACCUGAGCUGGAACCGACUGGAAUAUCAAACAGGAUCUUCAGCAGCCCUUUUUCUCGCAGAAAACAAGAUCCUGAAAGAACUCAACUUGGAAGGCAAUUUUCUAUAUUUGGAAAACGAAUGUAUUGUUCCAUUUUUGCGGGAGCUUUCCAAAAACGAAACACUGAAGAAGUUGAACUUGGCUUGGAAUGCGCUAGGUGGUGAAUUGUUCUCGCAAUGGCUACCCAAAGCUGUUUUAAAUAGUCAUGUGGAAGUUCUUAAUCUGCAAAUGAAUUGCAUGAGAACGAAUGAGGCUGUGUUAUUAAGUCGUGCCAUUGCGAAAACCGAAAACCUUAAGGAACUUUACGUAGGCGGUAACUUCUUCAACCCAGAUGAAAUCAAGGAUCUGGUUAAAAUGUUCGGGCGGAAUCCAAAUGUCAAAGUGUUGUCCUUGGGAGAUUACCAGUUCGUGAACAAAGUUGCUGCUAGGCUCGCCAAACGUUGCAUGACUCGUGACCCCACUAAAUCAGUAUCCUACCAAGGGGUCAUACUUAGCAAUCCACCUCGUCCUAUAGAUGUACCGGAGAUGUUGCUGAACCGUUGCCGAUUCCUUGGACUCAAACCGAAGAAAAAGAAACUGAAAAAGGACCUGGGACACUUCAUGUUGCAACUCCUGCAACUUGAAAAACCAUUGGUCGAGCGAGACGAUUUCGUUGCAAUGGUGAAAAAAUUCCGCAUCAAGCUGGAUCGGAAUUUACUCGAAUCACUGAUGGAUGCAUUCGUGGAACAACGAAUGGUCAAUACGGCGGCCAUGGCUACCAAGUACUUGCAGAAGUACCCCACCGAUCCACCUCCACCGAAGCCUCAGAAAGGCGGGAAAAAGAAGCCCAAAAAUGGGAAACAGAAAAAGUUUUGAUGAUUGAAUAAAUGAAAU